Messenger RNA from Purpureocillium takamizusanense, 4441 nucleotides. RefSeq lists its product as uncharacterized. The coding region runs from base 1261 to 4104 and encodes 947 amino acids. Gene Ontology annotation, molecular function: heme binding; FMN binding; aromatase activity. Gene Ontology annotation, cellular component: cytosol. The record is from RefSeq and is a predicted model, not a curated record. The transcript is spliced from 6 exons. Lineage: Eukaryota; Fungi; Ascomycota; Sordariomycetes; Hypocreales; Ophiocordycipitaceae.
CGCCGCACCGCACCCACACGGCCGGCUUGAGCUUGGCAGAUGGGUGCCACAUGGUCAAACACCGCCGUCGCUCGACGCCAGUGGCCGCCAUGAAAGCCCACCGCACCAGCGAGCCUUUGCGCGCGCGGACGGAUUGGCACCAGCACCGGGGGAACCGGCCUGCCCCUGACUCCGUCGUCGCGAAAGGCGGCCGGCCCGCUGCUGCUCACUGCCCGAAUCGACUGGCGUGUCCGAUGAAUGAGGUCGGCCGUGCCCAGAUUUGCGUCCAGCACGCACGUACUGCGUCGUAUUUAAAUCGAUGGCGACCCCUCCCCAUGGGCAAUCACGGCGAGCCGUGCCGAGUAGCAUCUGCAUCCUAUCCUUUUGCGACGACACGACGUUGCCUCGACCCGCGAGUCAUCCCUGUGUCCUGGCCAGUCCGCUUCGACGACGUCGCCUCUGGCGUCAAGCUCAGUAGGUGCCUCCUGAACCCUGAUUCACAGCCAGCCACUGCUGUACGAGCUUUUGCCUUGGGCGUCUCGUGUCGCUGCCCUGCCGUGUCUAGCGGAAUUGCACAAUCAACAGAAACCAGCCCACAUGCUCGCCUCCUUACAUGCCUCUUCCAGAAACCCACCUGCAGAGACACAUCUCGGCGCCAGCGCACCCCACAUCUUGCGAUCGUCCUCUCAUGAGAACCUACCCUACCCCUCAAGCUCGGCAGCCCCAGCGUUUCUGAGCCGUCCUGCACUGCCCUGCCAAGUCAACGCUCUUUUCCCGGCGGUCUCUUGACUACAAGUUACUCGACCAUCGCUGACUUGUCAGGCUCCCUCAAUCCCGAGCAUUCGAUAUACUCUAAGCGGUGGCCAUGGCCGAGGCAGUCCCCAUCCCCGAGCCCCCGGGUUUGCCCUUGAUUGGCAACCUGGCUGAGUUUACUACGAGCCCACUCAAGGAUCUCCUGCGGCUCGCAGAUACAUAUGGUCAGACCAAGACUCAACAUGAUUGAUGCCUUCCGUUGUCGCAUAGACCAUCUGACAGUCGAAACGUGCAGGGGACAUCUUCCGACUCUACCUUGGCACGAGGCCCGUCGUUUUUGCUAGCACCAAUGAGCUCGUCAACGAGCUUUGCGAUGAGAAGCGAUUCCACAAGUCUCUGGGAUCCGCGCUCAGGAUUGUUCGUGAAGGUGUCCACGAUGGUCUUUUCACUGCGUACGAUGAUGAGCCCAACUGGGAUAAAGCUCAUCGCAUUCUCAUUCCUGCAUUUGGACCCUUGUCCAUCCGUGGCAUGUUCGACGAAAUGCAUGACAUUGCAACGCAGCUUGCCAUGAAGUUUGCACGCCACGGCCCUCAAGCCCCCAUUGCCGUGUCCGACGACUUUACGCGCAUGGCGCUCGACACAUUAGCGCUGUGUGCCAUGGACUUUCGCUUCAACUCGUACUACCAUGAAGAGAUGCACCCGUUCAUCAAGGCCAUGGGGGAUUUCUUGACCGAAAGCAGUCGUCGCAGCAAGCGUCCUUCGUUUGCGCCCAACUUCCUCUACCGCGCCGCCAACGAAAAGUUCUACAACGACAUUGCGGUAAUGAGACAGACCGCCGACGAGGUCGUCGAGGCGCGCAAGAAGAACCCCACCGACAGGAAGGAUCUCCUCAACGCUAUGCUUAACGGCGCCGACCCAAAGACGGGCGAGAAACUGAGUGAUGCAAACAUCACUGACCAGCUCAUCACAUUCCUCAUCGCUGGCCACGAGACGACGUCAGGUAUGAUGUCGUUUGCAUUCUACUAUCUUCUCAAGAACCCGAGCGCCUACCGCAAGGUGCAGCAAGAGGUGGAUGAGGUUAUUGGCCGGGGAAAGGUGACGGUCGACCAUGUCACAAAGCUUCCGUAUAUUGCGGCUGUUCUUAGGGAGACCCUGCGAAUCAGCUCGACCAUCCCGGGCUUCACCGUUGAGCCCUAUCAAGACACUUUGCUCGCGGGCAAGUACUUGGUGCGCAAGGGUGAAUCCAUUACAGCGCUUCUUGCUCGAGCUCAUCUAGACCCGGUGGUGUACGGCGAGGAUGCCCGCGAGUUCAGGCCGGAGCGCAUGUCGGAUGACAGUUUCGCCCAGCUAAACAAAGAGUUCCCCAACUGCUGGAAGCCCUUUGGGAACGGCAAGCGGGGUUGUAUUGGACGACCGUUCGCAUGGCAAGAGGCCAUGCUCGCGAUGGCAAUGCUCUUCCAGAACUUCAACUUCACCUUGGACGACCCAAACUACAACCUCCAAAUCCAGGAGACGAUGACCAUCAAACCCAAGGACUUUUAUAUGAAAGCGAGCCUCAGGCACGGCAUGACACCCACGGAGCUGGAGCAACAUCUUGCCGGCAAGCUUUCUUCGGAGCACUACCACGCCAUGUCAAGGAAGGCGUCUUCCAAUAUCUCGGCCUCGGCUGGCAAGCCGCUGGCCGUCUUUUACGGCUCCAACAGCGGAACUUGCGAGGCUCUGGCCCAGAGAAUCGCAGCGGAUGCGCCUCGGCAUGGUUUCAGGGCUUCGACGGUCGCACCUCUUGACGAUGCCAACCAGAAAAUUCCAAAGGAUCGUCCCGUCGUUAUCAUUACAGCAUCGUAUGAGGGCCAGCCCCCGUCGAAUGCGGCGCUGUUUGUUGCCUGGAUGGAAAGCCUUAAGGGCAAGGAGAUGGAGAACGUAUCGUACGCCGUCUUUGGCUGCGGCCACCGCGACUGGGUCCAGACGUUUCACCGGAUUCCCAAGCUCGUGGAUUCGAAGCUCGACGAGCUCGGCGGCAAGCGCAUUGUGCCCUUGGCCACCACGGAUGCUGCAGAGCGAGACAUGUUUAGCGACUUUGAAACUUGGGAGGACGAGUCGCUGUGGCCAGCCCUGCAAGAGUUAUACGGCACCGAAGACAGCGGUGAUGGGGAUGGCGAUGGCCUCAACGUGGAAGUUUCGCUUCCUCGCAAGUCGACGCUGCGCCAGGAUGUCGAGGAGGCGCUUGUGGUCUCGAGCAAGACUUUAGCGGACACUGGCUCCGUGAAGAAGCACAUCGAGAUCCAGCUUCCCACUGGGAUGACAUACAGGGCAGGCGACUACCUGGCAGUGUUGCCAUUCAACCCACAGAAGACCGUCUCUCGUGUCUUCCGGCGGUUCAAGCUGUCUUGGGACGCCUCGCUCAAGAUCAGCUCGGACCGACCAACGACUUUGCCAACGGACACUGUCAUCUCUGCGGCUGACGUGCUUAGCGCGUAUGUUGAGUUGAGCCAGCCGGCAACAAAAAGAAACAUUCAAGCGCUGGCAGAUGCGACACAAGAUCAGGCCGUCGUUCAGAAGCUACAAAACUUGGCCGGCGAGGACUAUCAUGAGAAUAUUACCGUCAAGCGUAUAUCGAUCCUUGAUCUGCUGGAACAGUUCUCCACUAUCGCCUUACCGUUUGGCUCUUAUCUGAGCAUGCUCCCGCCAAUGCGUGUUCGUCAAUACUCUAUUUCCUCGUCGCCGCUAGCCGAUCCCUCCAAGGUGACGCUCACGUACUCCGUUCUGGAGCAACCGGCAUUAUCCGGCCAAGGGUCACACGUUGGAGUAGCCACCAACUUCCUGGCCUGUCUCAUGCCAGGAGAGCGUCUCCACGUCGCAGUCCGACCGUCCAAGUCGUUCCACCUACCAAGCGAUGCCGAAAACACGCCUAUCGUGUGUGUUGCAGCCGGGUCCGGCAUGGCGCCCUUCCGAGGGUUCAUGCAAGAGCGGGCCGCCAUGAUCGGUGCCGGACGCAAGGUGGCCCCGGCCCUCCUGUUCUUCGGGUGCCGAUAUCCUGACAAGGACGACCUGUACGCGGACGAACUUGCUCGAUGGGAGGAGCUCGGCGCAGUCGAGGUAAGGCGGGCGUACUCGCGUGCCCCGGAGAAGUCUUUUGGCUGCCAGUACGUGCAGCAUCGCCUGUCGCACGAUCGGGCCGAGGUCUACAAAUUGUGGGAUCGCGGGGCCAAGAUAUACGUGUGUGGCAGCCGCGAUGUAGGCAAGGCAGUCGAAGCGGUCUGCAUCGACAUGGUGCAGGAGAGCGGCAGCUCCAAGGAAGUUACCGAGGAGAAGGCCAAAUCCUGGUUUGAGCAGCAGCGCAACGAGCGAUACGUCACCGACGUCUUUGACUGAAUCGUUGGCGUUUGAUGAGAGACGACUCUGUAAAUUUGGCUACGGGUUGGGCAGGUCCUUGAGAGGCCGAGGUUGUUUGGCGCUAGUGGGUUGGACACAGGAAUUCUUGUACUUGUACUACUAGGUACUCGCAUCUCGAUGUGAAGAGGGCUUGAGGGCUAGGUGCGUCACCAAGACGGCGACAUGAGGUUGCGAAAGUGACUGCGACUGAACUGGAAUGGUUCCAGGGCCCGGACGACUUCCUCCGCCUUGACGUCGAUCAGAUGGCUGCCAAGGAAGCUAUCGUUGCCCAACGGCCAGGGGCCGAAGAGGUGGAGAAGGGAGAAGACGGGGGGGG